AAGUGCACUAAAUUGUAGCAAAAGGGGUAUCACAGGUUCAAGACCCAGUCGGAACAGAAUACCCUGGAAGAUUUGCGAAGGAAAUUGUAGAAAGAUUGCACAGGUCCGAUACAGUUCUUAAGAAAAAGAAAACUGCAGCCAGAGAGGUUUGGGGACCCAGCACUUGUAUUAUUCAACGUGCAGGUCCACUACUUCGGGGGUGGGGUGCAGCGAACGCAAGCAGCCCAGGGCGAAAGGCCAGCUCCCUGAGGUGGAACCUUGGGGCAAGCCCCGAGCGGCGGCGGGGCGGAGUGCGGCACGGGGGCAGCGGAAACGGCGGCGGGGGCGCUCCCCUGCCCCGGAAGUACUGUUGCGUUACAGCCUUGCCUUCCUGGGCGGAUUGUAAAUCGUAGCAGCCCUAGGAAGGGAGGCCAUUUUCCCUUCCCAGGAAGAGUGAGGGUAGGGGAGGGAGAAAAAGGAGAGAAAAAACGGCUCAGCGCCUCCCCGCUGGCCCGCGGUGAGGACGCUGAGACCCCUGAGGAGAUGUUUUCCUUUUCGAGCACGGUGCAGCCCCAGGUUACAGUUCCCUUGAGUCAUCUCAUCAGUGCCUUCCAUUCACCAAAAAACACCUCUGUUUCUGUGGGUGCAUCAGUUUCUCAAAAGCAGCAUGGAGAUGUAGCUCCUGACCAUGAGGCUCCCAGCAGUGAGCCUGUACUUAAUUUAAGGGACCUUGGAUUAUCUGAAUUAAAAAUUGGACAUAUUGAUCAACUGGUAGGUGGUCUACUUCCUGGAUUUUGUAAAGGCAAAAGCAUUUCUUCCCAUUGGCAUACAUCUCAUGUCUCCGCACAAUCCUUCUUUGAAAAUAAAUAUGGUUACUUAGAUAAAUUUAGUACCUUACGUUCCUCUUGCUUGUACAGACAACCUUCAAGGACUCUGAAAAGUAUUUGUUCAGAUCUUCAGUACUGGUCAGUUUUCAUACAGUCUCGGGGUUUUAAAACAUUGAAAUCAAGGACAAGACGUCUGCAGUCCACUUCUGAAAGAUUAGCAGAAACACAGCAUAUAGCACCAUCAUUUGUGAAGGGGUUUCUUUUGCGGGACAGAGGAACAGAUGUUGAGAGUUUGGACAAACUCAUGAAAACCAAGAACAUACCUGAAGCUCACCAAGAUGCAUUUAAAACUGGUUUUGCAGAGGGUUUCCUGAAAGCUCAGGCACUAACGCAAAAAACCAAUGAUUCUCUCAGAAGAACUCGUCUGAUCCUCUUUGUCCUGCUGCUCUUUGGCAUUUAUGGAUUCUUUAAAAACCCAUUUUUAUCUGUCCGUUUCCGGACAACGACGGGGCUUGAUUCUGCAGUAGAUCCUGUCCAGAUGAAAAAUGUCACCUUUGAACACGUUAAAGGAGUGGAGGAAGCUAAACAAGAAUUACAGGAAGUUGUUGAAUUCUUGAAAAAUCCUCAAAAAUUUACCGUGCUUGGAGGUAAACUUCCAAAAGGAAUUCUUUUAGUUGGACCACCAGGGACAGGAAAGACACUUCUUGCCCGAGCCGUGGCAGGAGAAGCUGAUGUCCCCUUUUAUUAUGCUUCUGGAUCAGAAUUUGAUGAGAUGUUCGUGGGUGUGGGAGCCAGCCGUAUAAGAAAUCUUUUUAGGGAAGCAAAAGCAAAUGCUCCUUGUGUUAUAUUUAUUGAUGAAUUAGAUUCUGUUGGUGGGAAGCGAAUUGAAUCUCCAAUGCAUCCAUAUUCAAGGCAGACUAUAAAUCAACUUCUUGCUGAGAUGGAUGGUUUUAAACCCAAUGAAGGAGUUAUCAUCAUAGGAGCCACAAACUUCCCAGAGGCAUUAGAUAACGCCUUAAUACGUCCUGGCCGUUUUGACAUGCAAGUUACAGUUCCAAGACCAGAUGUAAAAGGUCGAACAGAAAUUUUGAAAUGGUAUCUCAAUAAAAUAAAGUUUGAUAAGUCUGUUGAUCCAGAAAUCAUAGCUCGAGGUACUGUUGGCUUUUCCGGAGCAGAGUUGGAGAAUCUUGUGAACCAAGCUGCAUUAAAGGCAGCUGUUGAUGGAAAAGAAAUGGUCACCAUGAAGGAGCUAGAGUUUUCCAAAGAUAAAAUCCUAAUGGGGCCUGAACGUAGAAGCGUGGAAAUCGAUAACAAAAAUAAAACCAUCACAGCGUAUCAUGAAUCUGGUCAUGCUAUCAUUGCAUAUUACACUAAAGAUGCCAUGCCUAUCAACAAAGCUACAAUCACUCCGCGGGGGCCAACACUGGGACAUGUGUCCCUGUUGCCUGAGAAUGACAGAUGGAAUGAAACUAGGGCUCAGCUCCUUGCACAAAUGGAUGUCAGUAUGGGAGGACGAGUGGCAGAGGAGCUUAUAUUUGGAACUGACCAUAUUACAACAGGAGCUUCCAGUGAUUUUGAUAAUGCAACUAAAAUAGCAAAGUGGAUGGUUACCAAAUUUGGAAUGAGUGAAAAGCUUGGAGUUAUGACCUACAGUGAUACAGGGAAACUGAGUCCAGAAACUCAAUCUGCUAUUGAACAAGAAAUCAGAAUCCUCCUAAGGGACUCAUAUGAACGAGCAAAACAUAUCUUGAAGACUCAUGCAAAAGAGCAUAAGAACCUAGCGGAAGCUUUACUGACCUAUGAGACUUUGGAUGCCAAAGAGAUCCAAAUUGUUCUUGAGGGGAAGAAAUUGGAAGUGAGAUGAUAACUCUCCUGUAAUGGAUGUGUUGCUGGUUUUAAUGAGAAUUUAAGUAGCUCUGCGGUCCUCUCCUUUUGCAACGCUUUCCUCCCAUUCUUGGCAUCACUCAGGGGUGUGAAACACUUUGUCAGUCUUCUGUCACAGUUAACCAAUUCUGGUUAUUCUCAUGAUGACACCUAUUACAAAUUAGUAACCUAUACAAAUAUUUUAAACAACAAUGAGGAUUGAAAACAGUUUGAGAAAUGCCGAUCAGUUACUAAAGUUGAAAAUAAGUAAUGAUUUUAUGUUUAGUUACUUUACUAGAUGUGAAUAAAAUUUCCUUUAGCUGUUAGGAAAUAUUUUGACUAAGUGGAGUAAAGUUGUUGAAGGAUUGUCUUUAUUUCCAGAGUGUACCAUUUAUCUUUGAUAAAGAAUUGAUGCUGUUUAGCUGUUGGUAAAUCAUAUUUCUAAGUACAUCAGUGGAAACUUCAUUAAGAUGCACUUGAUUGUGCUCCGGAUUGUCCAGAUAUAAAAUGGCUUGAAAUCUAAGUGUGGAGAAUUGUAAACGUACAGGUACAAUUGGAAUUUGAAUGAUUCUGACCUUCUGAAAAUGCAACAUGCAUUUUUAUUUAUUUUUUUUAAACCUUACUGUCACUUGACUAAAGAACUUCAUUUCAGAACACCACAGCAGUACUUUGUUAAGUAGACAAGUAACACCCUUCAACUUCUGAAUAGCUGCAUCAUUAUGUUUGGUAUUGGAAGCAAAAUUAAACCAAAAACUCAGUCCCCUUCAAAGUGAACUUUUGAAACUACCUUGUAUUUAAAGUGGACAGUCAGGUGUGCUUUUUGUUCAGAUGUUGUGAAUAUGAACAUGUUGUCACAGGAUUUAUAGAUAAAAUUUAUUUAAUUCAAUAGAAAAAUUAUUUUAGAGCACGUUGUGUUUACAGCCCAGUUAUAUUAUUGAAGUUACUCUAUUAAAAUCACCUCCAGUUCUGUAAUGUCUUUUAAGCUGUAUAUUGUCUUUACGAGGGAGCUUGCCAUGUGAUAUUCUUGCCCCCUUCCCCCACCCCCAUUUUUUGUAAUCUUAAAUUUUGAUGUAAUUUCAAGCUUAGGAAAGUGUUAUCAGAAUACUACAAAAAACUCCCAUUAUUAUUGAUCCACAUUCACCAGGUAUUUUCAUUUGCCCCAUUUUUUUAUUGCUUCCCUCGUGUGCGUUUGUGUGUGUGUAUGCACGUGCUCGUGCAUAUACAUGUCUGUGGAUGUGUGCGUUCGUGUCUCUUGGGUAGCCUUCUGGGGUUGAAAUCGCUGGGUCAUGUGGUAAGUUGCUGUUAACCUUUUUACGAAUCUGAUGAACUCUUUUCGAAGUAACUUAACACAGUAUUUUGUUCCAUCCACCAAUGAUUGAGGGUGCCAGUUUUUCCACGUCUUCCACUAUACUUAGAGUCUUUGAUGAGGUCAUGGCCAUGCUAGUGGGUAUGCAGUAUUAGCUCAUUGUGGAGUUAUUACAUUUCUCUAGCACUUAGUGAUAUGACUAUCCUCUUCUAUGCUGUUGGCCAUUUGUAUGUGUUUGGAGAAAUGUCUGUUCAAAUAUUUUACAGGGACAUACACCCUUUUGGGCAGUCUGUCAUGUGUGGUAGGAGAUCAGAUAUUCUUAGUGUAAGUCUGUCAUCAGGUGGCCCUUUUUACAUCCAUUCUGACAGCCUCUGUUGUUUGCCUGGGAUGUUUGGUUCACACUUUCUUAUUUAUUUGCUUUGUAAUCUUGUGGAGUUUCAGGUGACCACCCUUGCAGAGGGAGGAGGGAUGGAAUUUGGAAAGAGAAACUACCAUUCCUGAGCCUGGCCUAGCUGAUGAACUCUGACUUUGGCAUUUUUGUACUUACAUGGGGCUGGACAUUCUGUUUCAGUGCUUUGUGAGUUGAAACAGCUCUAUGGACUUUUUAUUACUUGAUAGAAAGGUUUUUCUUUUUCUCUGUGGGUGGAAGAAAAGAGCUGGAUAUUUAAAAGUGUAAUAGGAGAUGAUGUUGCGUACAGAUUACAUCCCAUGAGUGAAAAAUAGCAGUUAUGUGUAUUAACAGAUUUUUGCUGAAACACACUUUUGGUGAUGAAAUUGCAUCUGUAUGAUUUUUCAAAAUGUGAAAUACUUGUGUAAUUUCUAUCACAAUUAUGUAUGGAAUGUGUGUGCAUACAUGUCAACCAUUUACAUUUAUACUAAGUUUAUUUGGUCACAAACUUUAUGUGGCCAGAUGUGUUGAUAAUUAUCUUUUAUAACUUCUGUUUUUUUUAAAAAAUAUUUCCUCAUUAAAUAAUACCAGUUAGCUUGUUUCUCAAAAAUAUGAAAUGGUUGAAUGCUUUUAUGAAAAGACUAAACACUACUGAUCUGGACUUCAUUUUGGUGUAUGUGUUCUGACAUGCAUAGUCAAGAUCACAAAUUGCUAUUUCCCAAAACAUUGAUUUAAUAAUCACUUUUACAUUUAUGAGUUAUAUAUUUUAUAGUUUUUAUCUAGUAGAGAAAUUUCAUUUACAGCAAUUUUCUUUAGUUAGUGUGUACUACUUAGCAGGCACAAGCCAGGGUGCAUGGUCCUGGGAUUGGAUUUUAAGGGGCUUGAUAAGUGGGAUGAAGUGUAAGACUGGAUAAGCAAGAAUUCAUUGAUGUGGACGCUUUUUAGAGGGAGACAGGAUUUAUCACUCAAGCAAGAACCCCAGGGGAUGGAGGAAAUUUUCUGUUAGGUUCUAUAUUAGAACUCAGAAGAUGGCCAUGUUCAAUGCUGAGUAAAGUGGAAAUGCACCCACUGUCAUGCAGUUCAGUUUGAUACCCUUAACUAUUGCAAGUUAGACCCCGCAGGUUAAGGGUCUCAGAUCCACAGCACCACCCCCACUUCAAAAUCCCAAGUCCCCAGGCUACUUGCUCUUCUGUCUGACUUGGCUAUAAAUUUGGGGAUUCCCAUCACGGUCCUUCAGGUUUGAGAAUUCACUAGAAUGACGCCGGAAAAUGCUGUAUUUAGGAUUGCUGAUGUACUUCUAAAGGAUAUAAAGGGACAACCAGAUGAAGAUAUACCUUUGCAGCAAGGUCUGGGCAAGGUCUACAUGCUUUCCCUAAGCAUGUCACCCUCUCAGUUCAUAGAUGUGUUCACCAACUUGGAAGCUCUCUGAGCCUCAUUUCAGAGUUUUUGUUAAUGGGAUUUCAUUACACAAGCCUAAUGGAUGAAAUCAUGGGCCAUUUGACAACUUGAUUUCCAGCCUACCACCCUUGAACGUGGGAGGCAAGAAUUCUUUUUUAACUUGGCAUAGUGAUUACAAAUAAACCUUAAAAAAUGUAGAGAUAGGGACUCUGUUUGUCCCCUCCUGGCGUGAGCCAGGAGCUCUUUCGUCUCACUUUAUUUCUAAAUAAAAGCCUGUACCUUGCUCUCCUACCUUAAGUGUUUGUGAAGCUCAUUCUUCGGCUUCGUGAACAAGAACCCCAGCAUCAUCUUUGGGGGCUCGUCCAGGAUAACUUCCGAGACCGGACUAGUAGACAGACAGUGGUCCUGGAUCUCAGCUCCGGCCGAUUGAUCCGAUGGUGCUGAGUGAACCUCCAGCUAGGCUGUUGCCUAUGUGAGAGUCACAGAUGACCCCCGACCUCUUGUCUCACAGAUCAGGCUCCAAGGCGAAGGGACGCCCUCACAGAGGAAAGGCCAAUCAGGUGUCGCACACCUGCCUUUCUCUUCCGGAUGGGAGCUUCCUCUUCAAGGUUCAGGCCAGACUCGCCUCUGGCAUGCAUCUGAAGAACUGGGAGAAAUUUGGUCCCCAGACCCUGAAAAAGAAGUGUCUUGUCUUCUGCACACAAGCCUGGCCUCUAUACAAACUCUCUGAUUAGAGAGGCUUGGCCCCAGAGAGAAGAAUGCAAUAAAUAUAAUAAGGUUAUGCACCUAAAUAUAUUUUGCAACAAGGAAGGAAAAUAGUCAAAAGUCUCGUGAACUACAAUAUGGAACUGGUUUUCUAUUUUUUUUUUUUUUGGCGAAAAUCUAUUCUACUGACUGGGUUCAUUAUCUUCAAAAAUUUGGAGGUUUUUAAACUAGACUCCCUGAAGUGGAAGAAAUUUGUCUUUUACAAAUACUGCCUGACUUUAAAUGACUAGUGCUGCAACUAUACUUGUAUUUCAUUUCCAGCCACCUGGACACACGUAGUCCAUAUCAGUACAGAGCCUUCAUCUGCCCUGUUAGUCUAGGGUCAUCUAAACCUUAACCCAGUUACGUAAACUGCUUGCCUUUAGAGUGUAUACUUGAAAAUUGAGAUACUUUUAAUCAAGUAAGCUAAAAGGAAAGAAGACUAUUGGACAUCAGUAACUCAAAUCUUUGUAUCAGUUUAUCUGUGGGUAUAUGUUCUCUUAAGAAAACUUGCCAACUGUAGUCAUUACUUCUCAAUCUGUAUGUUUGUGUGUCUGCGUAAAUGAAAAAUAUUUUUUCUACCUCUGGAUGGUAUUAAUAAAAAUAGAUUUAGAAACAAGCACUUGUGAAAAUUGGGCAUUUCAAAACUUCCAAAAUUCUAAUAGAAGAUAUUAAGCAUUAAUGCUAAUUUAAGUUGAACUGAAAUGGACAUGUCCUUAUGGUUAUCAGCUGCCUAAGUUUACCUAGUCAUUUAAGUUGAUGUUAUCUGUUAAAUAUUUCAAGAAAAAAUGCUUGACAAAGAGUCUUGACUUUGUCUAAUGUUUGGUGAAAGUUCUGUGAGUAAUCUAGCAUGGUUGUUGGGAAUGAGUAAACUAAGUGUAGCAAGUGAACAUCUUAAUAAUAGUGUGUUACAGUGUGUAUACCUACAAACGGCCUGAGAAUCUUUGUGGUAACCUAAAACUUUAAAAUUUUCCUAAGUUAAGUAGACUUACUUUGUGCUUAGUGAGAGAUUGUGCUGUAAAGCUCAUAGUUACAGAAAUUAUAAAACGUAUUCAUAAAUUUGUCAGUCUAAAGGGUGCUAGUGUAAUGGUUUACAAUAGCCUUCUCAGUGUUCACUGAAAACUAAGGUUCCUAAUGGUUUUAAGUUCUAAAUAUAACUACUUAAAGUAAUAAAACAAAAAAUGUAGAGGUAAACAUUGCCAAGAGAAUACUGCAAAGGAAGAAUAAGGAGGGGAACUUUGGAGCUAUAAUGAUUAUUGAAAUGCAUUUUGUAAAGAAGUUUGAGUACUGAUACAAGAAGCAAACCCCAUAGAAAACCCAGAAACAAAAUACAUAUCAGAGACUUUUUUUUUAUGUCCUUUUUUUUUUCUUAAGGUAUCACUGAUACACAGUCUUACAAAGGUUUCACAUUAGCAACAUUGUGGUUGCUAUAUUCACCCAUGUUAUCUAGUCCCCCCGACACACCCCAUUGCAGUCACUGUCCCAUCAGCUUAGUGAGAUGCUAGUCACUACUUGUCUUCUCUGUGCUGCACUGUCUUCACCGUGACCCCCACCCACACUCACCUUGUUUACCAAUCAUACCCCUCAAUCCCCUUCUCCCUCCCUAUCUGUCCUCCCCUUGGGUAAGUGCUACUCCGUUCUUGAAAUCUGAGCCUGCUGCUGUUCUGUUCCUUCAGUUUCGCUUUGUUCAUAUUCCACAAAUGAGUGAAAUUAUUUGGUACUUGUCUUUCUCUACCUGGCUUAUUCAUAGCAUAAUACCCUCUGGCUCCAUCCAUGUUACUGGAAAUCAUACGAGAGAAUUUAAUGUACGAUAAAGUGAUUUUAAACUAGGUGAGAAAACAAUUUAGGACAAGUGAAUAACUUUUUUUUAAGUUCUUUAGUAAUAAAUCUUGGGUUGAAUAAAGAUUUAAUUAGGAGAAAAUAAAACUAAAGAAAUCUAAGUCUAAGGCUGGCCCAAAGGGGAGGGCUUAUUGAAGAUUUUACUAGAGUGUGCAUUCUUUUCUCAGUCUCCACUUGAUGACACACACAGCCGCAGUCUGUGAGACCAAGAAAACUGCCUUCUGUUACUGCAGCCUUGGAGACCACCUGAGGCCCAGCAGAAUGUAGAAGAGGAAUAAACUGAGGGAUAAGGAGAUUUAUUUAGUUUUUUAGGGGUGUUUUGUGGGGAGGAGACCUUCAGCAUCCUGAAGUUUCACACCGCUUCAGCCCUCAGACACAGCUUUUCCAUGUGGACUAGUCUACCUUCUGCCAAGUUCCCAACUCAGCCACCCCCAACUGAAGGUGAAGGGAACCCAAGGCUGCUCAAGCACUGGCUGAAAUUUGCGUUGUCUGGGCCCUGCACCUGCGCUGUCCACACCCUUGGCCUCUGAGUGCCCGGCACGGUAUCAUCCGGGCAGGGCAGCUGUUGCCUGCAGUUACUGAGCGCUAACUGCUGACGGGGUUUUAUGCUGCUGUGGCCUCUGGGUAGGCUUAUUCAGCCCUAGUGCUGUGUGGCGAGCGGACGGCAGCAGGGGAGCUCAGGUUUCCUGAAGCCCAAGUCUUGCUUAUGAUGAGCAGGAUUUUUAGACCCCGGGGUCUGAAGUGUUGGUCCCCUUUGAGCCCCUUCAGAAACCAGUGUGGGGUCCAUCCCACUGAUGUGGAGGAUGACUGCUGGAGAGUCAACUUCCAGUCCCAGUACCACAUCCAAAGCAAAGAUGUCAGAAAGAGCCACAGGGCUGCCAGUAAGGGCAAAGUAGCCAGAGUGCAGCACAUUCUGUUUAUGGGGGAAAAUGGCUUGAAUGAAACGGACAAGAAGAAUAGGUAAGAGGGGCCGGGAGGCCAGGCGCGCCUGGGAGGAGGUGGGCAGACCCGGGAAAGCGCUCACUUUCCGGGCUCACCUGGGGAGCCGAGCCCCCUAGCGCCAAGGCCCCCUCAGGACCUGGGUCCCGGAAGACUGACGAGGGGUCCGGCGCCCGUGCCCACGUUAUGAGCAGCAGAGCCAAAAAGUGUAACGGUUUCAGACCCACUCAUAAUGACUGACAGUUUUGCAGUGAUUAAACUGAAAAGCACUAAUAGAAAAACGGAGUAUAGACAGCAUUUUAUUUUUAAUGUAAACAUUUUCAUACCAUAAUAUUAGAUAUUACAGAAAAGUGCAUAAUGGUAUAAAAGUGCCUAACAAAAAAUACUGUAUAAAAGUGCAUAAUACAUAAUGAGAAAAAUGAAAAAAUUUUUAAUUGAUCAACUUGUAAAAAUUCUUUGGGUAAAAUCCAAUAUCCACUUUAUAUUGGUGUACACCUAUGUAUAGAUGUGUUAUUUAAUGAUGGACCUGAGAAAGGAAUUUUGAAAUGGAAAAAAUCUAUUAAAUAGGAAGAUUCAUUUUCUCAAAAUGUGUGCUCUUCUUAUAUUUUAAUUUCAUAUAAGCCAAAUAAAAAAUAAUCAUGGUUUUAAAAAUUGGGGGUUCCAUAUGCUGCCCCUCUUUUAUUGCUGUGAUGAAAUUUAGAAAAGUCUUGCAUAUUAAACAAAGAUUUGCCCUUCUAGAUAUAAAAAUGUGCUAUACAUUUUCACAGAGUAUUGUUACUAACAGCUGAAAAGACAGAUAAAUGAAUGGAACAGAAUGGAAAGUGACCAAAUCCCCACAUAUAUAUAUGAGUCAGAACUCGAUUCUGAUAACAUUUCAUAUCAGUAGGAAGAGGUGAAUCAUUUAUAAAUGGUGGAGAAAUACCUGCUAAUUAUGUGGAGAAUACUAGCUAGAUUUUUAUCCCACAAAAAGAAGUUCCAGAUGGAAUCUGUAGUACCAGUGUAUUUUUUUUUCUUUUUAAAAAAUCUGAGUUCUACAAUGGACAUAUAUAAAAAUUUUAGUGGAAGUUUAUUAUUAAUGAAGUAAUUCUGGGAGAGUACAGAAGUAUGACUCUCACACAGAUAAAAACUACUUUUAAAAAAUGUUUUUGAGGAUUGGUAUCUUCUGAUGACUUUAAGCCUGUUCAGAAAUAAAGAAUCUUUCUAUCUGUGCCUGUAGAUUUUAGGAUGUAUAUGUUUAAUUAUAUACAUGUUUUUUAUUAUAUGUAGCUUUAUUACAUUUAUGUAAACAACUAUAGACCAAUUAUUUUAGUUGCAUCCUUGUGAAAAUAAAAGAUAGUAAAUACAAAGGAUGACUGUUGCUAUUGCAAAAGUCUAGAAAAUUUUAGUUCUGUCCUUAUGAAAACAAAAAUCAAAAAUAGCAAAUAUUACUAUUGCAGAAGUAUUGCCUUUAUAAAAGUUUUCUUUAAAAAUACUGACCUCGAUCUUGCUCUUGCCUAACCCCAGGAUGUAUGUCUUGCAAGAAUAAUGUAUAGCUGUGGAAAAUUACUAUGAGUUAAGUGCUUUGAAAAUGCUAUAUAAACCCUUGGCUCUGAGUGCUCGGGGUCCUUGUUGAAACCCGCUGUGUCGGGCAGACACUUGGACCCCAGCUAGCUGGAAUAACAAUAAACCUCUUGCUUGUUGCAUCGAUCUGCUGUGGCCUUCGUCUCCUCACUUGGGGGGAAGCGCAGACCAGAAUAAGGCCAUUGGGUCUUACAUUUGGGGGCUCGUCCGGGAUCGCGUGACCCCCCCGCGGAGGAACGACAAGCCAAGGAUCGGAGGCUUGCCCUGGCCAGGUCUUUUGUAUGCCUGGUGAUAUUAUACUCUGCCUUGAGUUUGGACAGUUCUUUCAGCUAAAUGUGAAUUCUUAUUGUAGCUUUCUUUCCCUUCCUGAAGAUGAAAGCAGAGGAAUCUACCAUUGGCUACCAUUCUCUCAAGAAUGCUUGGUAACCUAGAAUUAUUUUGACUUUCUAUAUAUUGUCUUUAAAAACUGACAGCAGCAGUCUCCCCUGCUGCCCCACCUUUUUAAGUUAUCUCGUUUACUGUGCUGGGAUAUAGACAAUAAAUGUGUAAUGAUAGUUCUAAAAGAAUUAAAUGCAAAAAGGUGCUUUUACCUCUAGUUAACUCUGAUAUUUUCCAGAGGGCCCCUGAAACAUGUCAGAAGAAUUUUUUCUCAUUAGAGAAAGUAUUUGACUAAUUUGGCUUAUAUAUACUUACCUGCUUAAUUACCUGGAAAGCACUGUCAAAGAGAAUGAUGCUAAAUUUUGUUAAUGUUUUGUAUUACAGAAAUAUCAGAAUUUCCUUAUGUCAACUGUCUUACAGUAAGCUCUCAUCAGAUCUUUAACCAUUGUCAUUUGUAAGUCUUUUGCCAUUUAUAGUUACUGUUUUAUUAUUCCUAAACUAGUAAAGAACUAGAUUUUAGCAGAACAGGUAUUGGUUACAUAAGAUUAAGUGAACUAAAGAAGAUAGUUUUGUGACUUUUUGUUUCAAAUGUUGCUGAUAAAGUGUUUUAAGCUUUUCCUCUUAAGCUGACAACAGUUUAGUAAAUGACUAUCUUUAUAAGCAGAAUUGAAACAUCCUUCUCUCUACCUGAUCCCUACAGAGUUUAAAAACUUUCAGUGACUAUUUUUGUAUUCCAUGGCAGUAUGUUUAUUUGCACGAGUUCAAUAAGAAUCUGCUUUCCUUGUGAGAAGACUAAUUAAAGAACACUGGUUAUACUGCCAGGGCUUUGACUGGAAUGUCAUACCUGAGAGACAUGUGCAUGGACUCAGAUGUGAACAACUUUAAGGAACUAAGACUGACUUUAUAAAGCCAACAAAGCCCCUUGGAAGAUCUGGCCUGGUACCUUGCUUACAGAGUUCCCAGCAGCCUUACCAGGUGAGUAAGGAAGGUCACUUCCUGGCAGGUGCAGAGACCUCGAGAAGAGAGAAAUUCAUCCAAAUCUACAGGUACUGCAGGCAAAGCCUGAUGGCAAGUCUGGCUUGGCUGUCUGGCCUCAAGAGGCCUUUAAAAGUUCAAUCUGAAAUUCCUUACAAAAAGUUCCAGCAAAGCAUAUUUAAAAGAGCCUGUGUAAUCAAUUGCUCUUCUUGCUGCACUUGUGCAAAUAAUCAAGCCAGCUGUUAAUUAUUUUCUUAACCUGGUUACUUCUAAUAAAAAUGAGGGUGAUUUUAGAGAAAA
Molecule: messenger RNA, 12496 nt
Organism: Manis pentadactyla (Chinese pangolin)
Lineage: Eukaryota; Metazoa; Chordata; Mammalia; Pholidota; Manidae
Product: ATP-dependent zinc metalloprotease YME1L1
Exons: 19
Coding region: 523-2670 (715 amino acids)
Biological process (GO): mitochondrion organization; protein quality control for misfolded or incompletely synthesized proteins
Cellular component (GO): mitochondrial inner membrane
Molecular function (GO): ATP-dependent peptidase activity; ATP hydrolysis activity; ATP binding
Source: RefSeq, a predicted model, not a curated record